AUGGUCAGCAACCCGGUUCAUGGUCAGAUAUCCGCCCUCGCUGCUCUCAUCAGCGACGCGACGAAGAUAGUCGAAGCGCACUUUUCAGCCUCGUCGAAGCCUCUCGUUCCGUCAUUGGAAGAUGCAUCGGAGCACCCAGUCGACCAAGAGCUAGAUAGCGAGCUUCGAAAUGCGAUCCAGAUUAUCGAAGGGGCGUGCGCACAGCUGUCGGCCACCGUAGCAAGGCCUAGCCACACGAUUGUCAAUAAACUCAUGGGCUUUUACGAACCGGCCUGUCUUGGCAUCGUCUUGACGUUCAAGAUUCCAGACAUCUUGGAAGAGAAGCCCGCCGGCAUGCACAUAUCCGAGAUAGCAAAAAAGACUGGCCUGGAAGAACGGAAAAUCGGGCGAAUCCUUCGGCUACUGGCAACAAAGCACGUCUUUACUGAAGUCUCCGAGAACGUGUUUGCGAAUAAUCGCCUGAGCAUCCAGCUGCUCUCGGACAAUCAUAUAUCUAGCCUCGGUGGUCAUUUCACCGAAGAGUGCAUUCGCUCGACUUGCUUCCUCGCGGAGGUUCUCGGUGACAAGGAAUGGGGCCCUUCGUACUCUGCAGCCCAGACCGCGUUCAACAAGUGGUCGAAGCAAGAUGGCACUAUGUUCGCAUUUAUCGAAAAUACGCCAGAAGGAAGAAAGCUAGGCGCUCGCUUCGGAACAGGGAUGAUGGGUUGGGGAACUGCUUGUCAAGGACAUGAUGUUGUUCAUGAAUUCCCUUGGGAAGAGCUCGGGGACGGAGCAACUGUCUGUGACCUCGGAGGUGGCGUUGGAAACAUAACUCUCCAGCUCGCCAAGACAUACCCGACUCUGCAACUGAAGCUCCAGGAUUUGCCCGAGACGAUCAAGCGAGCAGAAAACCAGGUCUGGCCGGAGAAAUGUCCUGAAGCCAUUCAAGAAAAACGAAUUGUGUUCAAGUCGAUUGAUUUCUUCAAGGAAACUCCGAUCGCAGGAUGCAACGUUUACUUCCUGAAGAAUAUCAUUCACGACUGGCCCGCUGACGACUGCAUUAAAAUCCUCUCGAACGUUCGGAAGGUCAUGGAGCCCCACAGCCGCAUUCUCCUCCACGAGUACAUCCUCCAAGAUGCGUGUCGCGUUCCGGACGAGCAGACAGCGUUCAAGCAAGCGCCGGCGCCCUUACUACCCAAUUAUGGUGCUGGAAGAAUCCGUCAGUAUAAUCUAGACUUGAAUAUGAUGACGAUGCUUAACAGCGAGGAGAGGGGUCUCCCCGACUUCAUUCGCUUGGGAGCUGCGGCUGGGCUCCGAUUCGUGAAGCUGUGGGAUCUUGGGGAGACUGGGGUUGUAGAGUUUCAGCUGCCUUAG
Messenger RNA from Cyclocybe aegerita, 1353 nucleotides. NCBI's taxonomy places the organism in Eukaryota, Fungi, Basidiomycota, Agaricomycetes, Agaricales, Hemipholiotaceae. The record is from the annotation of a GenBank genome assembly.